AUGGAAGCCAAUCUUAAGUUGGGUCAAGAUGAGAAGGGAGACAAGCUUGCUGAUCUAAAGUUGUUUAGAAGAAUAAUAGGGAAACUUCAAUACCUUACCAUCACAAGGCCGGAUAUUUCUUUUUCCGUGAAUAGAUUGAGCCAAUUCUUGGCCAUUCCUAAAUCUAGACACCUAAAGGUAGCUGAAAGAGUGCUACAGUAUAUUAAGAAUUGUCCUGUACAGGGACCUCUUUUUCCUGCAACAUCAGAAGUUAAGCUCAAGGCUUUUAGUGAUGUGGAUUGGGCAGCUUGCCCUGAUACUCGAAAAUCUACUACAGGGUUUUGUAUUUUUCUUGGAGACUCCCUAAUUUCUUGA
Molecule: messenger RNA, 354 nt
Organism: Cannabis sativa
Lineage: Eukaryota; Viridiplantae; Streptophyta; Magnoliopsida; Rosales; Cannabaceae
Exons: 1
Coding region: 1-354 (117 amino acids)
Source: RefSeq, a predicted model, not a curated record